ACGAGAUGAUACAGAUGGUGCACCUUUGAGUCCGUUUUAAGCUGUUAUUUCGUUGCAUACACAGUCGUCACUAAUGUAUUCAAGGAAGAAUGUCGUCAGAUUUAAUGUUAAACCUCGAGAAUCACUCGAUCCAACAAAAUAUAAUGAUGAAUAACGAUACAGGAAAUAUUUCCAUCGACCAGGAUGGUGAAUGGGACAUCAGCCUGUUUGAUGAGCUGGACGACCUGGGAGAUGCAGAUGCCCUGUUGGAUGCUCUGGCUAGCGAUGGUCCUGAUCUGGACUUUGACAUGGACAUCCCUGGUUGGGGAGACACCAGCAGCACCUGCACAGACGGUGAUGUAACACUGGACUCUCUCUCUCCAAGUCACACGCUCGGUUCAGUGUCCCCAGCGGCGUCAGCGGAAGCCCUCUCACCGUAUUCCUUACAUGAUGAGGCCCUGUCACCGCUGUCUCCCCAGUCCCAGCCUUCACCUCUCUCCGUCUGCUCCGACUCCAGCGGUUUCUCCGAACUGCCCCCCGAGAGGAAAGCCCCCAAAAGGACCAGUCAGGCAGCCAGAGCUAAACCUGCUCAGCCGGUGAAAAGACCAAUCCAGCCAACUCCCAAGGUGUCCAUUCAGCCUAAGCCGGUCAUAACUGCUGUACCUAUCCCACACGCGGCCGCUCCUCUGCAGGCUAAGACCAUCAUUAUCCAGCCCUUACAGACUGUUCUGCCUGUGGUUAAACCCCCACCUGUCACCAUCCAACCAGCGCUCCCUACUGUUCGUCCCAUGUUGCUGACCCAGCCAGCCCAGGUGGUCCAGCUACAGACAUCUCCUGCCCUCCCUGCCGGUGUGGUUACCGUUCCAGGGCUGACCCAGGACAGACAUGUCCCUGUUUCCGCCCCUGUGGCUCCAACACCUGUGGUCUCGGUGACUCUCCAGAACGCUACCUCUGACGAGGAUCCGAACAUGUCCCGCAGACAACAGCGGAUGAUAAAGAACAGAGAGUCAGCGUCUCUCUCGAGGAAAAAGAAGAAGGAGUACUUGCUGACGUUGGAGGCCCGUCUGAAGGUGGCGCUGUCUGAAAACGAGAAGCUUAAGAACGAGAACGGCACACUGAAGAGACAGCUGGAGGGUCUGAUGAAUGAGAAUACUGUACUGAAAGCAACAGCUCCAAAGAGACGGGCCGUUUGCCUUAUGGUCGUCAUGGUCUUUCUGGUCUUCAACUUCAGCUCGAUGAGUCUGUUUGAUGUAGACUCAGGCUCUAAGAUGGGAGUCAGAUCCAUGCCCAGUGGGAGACAUCUCCUUGGUUUUUCCUCAGAGUCAGACAGUGGAAUGGAGACAGAAACGCCUGAGACCACACCCCCUACGACGGUAGAUAGAUCGAGAGAUUCUGUGUCAGAGGAGAAAGCUCUGAUGGUUGUGAAGAAGGAUCCUCUCCUGUUUGGGGCUCUUCCCCGAUGCCAGCCACCUGUCAACAGGACCAAAUGCAUCAGGCUGGCCCAUGAGCUGAGAGGCUGGGUCCAUCGUCACGAAGUGGAGAGGACCAAGAGCAGACGCAUGACCAACACCCAGCACAAGAGCAAAACCAUCCCGAGAGGGUACGGUAAGAAGGCUGAAGCUCAGAUAGUGACUGUGGAGUACAGUGACACUCAUGAACAGAGCACGGGCAGCAGCGAACUGCAGGUGUACUACGCUCCUCACCGCACCUACAGCGACUUCUUCGACGAGAUCAAUCGCAGAGGAGACACCUUCUACGUGGUGUCUUUCCGCAGGGACCAUCUCCUGCUUCCUGCUACUAAUCACAACAAAGGAAGCAGACCCAAGAUGUCUGUGUUGCUUCCCGCCAUGAAUAUAAAUGAGAGCAUUCUGAGGGAUAAAGAGUAUGAGGUCAUGAUGCAGAUUGACUGUGAAGUCAUGGACACCAGGAUCCUCCACAUCAAAUCCUCCAGUAUCCCACCGUUCCUGCGUGUCAAUCAAACCAACUCAGGCUCUUUCUAUCACCCUAACCCUGCCAACAACCAGGCCGCGCCCCCUGUUGGAGUCCUCAUGGGUUCUUCGUAAACUCAGUCUGUCUGCCGUCGCCAAAACUACAACUGAUUGUUGGAAAAACUCUCAUUGUUUUUUUUAAAACAUGGAUAUUCAGGACUGAUUUUUAUUUUCCACCUAUUUUCGCAACUGUUCUUUUUUUCUAAUAUGUAAAAGUCACUUGGUUUUAAUUCAGUGUGCAUAGUGUUUGGUGGCAGUUUUGUGAUCAGGAUGAAAUAGACUUAAAGUCUAUACUCCAGGGAAUAGCCGUCAUGUGUGCUUUUCCUUGCACCAGUGGAAAUUUUCAGCUUUGCUACAUUCUUUUUCAGCUCGUGUAUUCAUCACAGUUCUGAAGGGCCUGGAAGAGGGCCCCAGGCUCUGUGUAUGUGUGUGUGUGUGUGUCUGUGUGUGUAGGGCGGAUGUCCUUAAACACCCCCCGCCCCGCUCCACCACCCCCCCCGAUCCCAUCAUCUGGGUAAUUGGUGAACAACAGCAGGGGACCUGAGAUUGAACCUUGAGUAACCUCUUCAUUACAUGCCAUACUUACAGCUGUGGCAUUUUACAAGAACGACGCCCACUUUUUUUUUUCUUUUUUUUUUCCAUUUGAGUUGAUUUAAUCUACCUGUGAGUCUAUUGAUACCAUACUCCACUGAACAAAAGUGGCUUUCAGAAUAAUGAACUCAGACUUAUCCAGUAAGACUGAACCUCACUCUAAUACAGGCUUGUUAUCUCAGGAACCAUGGCCAAGUUGAUGGUCAAACCACUAUGGUUUUUAUACACAUCUGAGUUAUGCCUCAGUUUUGGGUUUUUAUAAACUCUUCAGAAUGUGUUGUGCAGCUUAUGAAGAUAUAUUUGUCUUGUUUUGUUUUGUUUUGUUUUUUUGUUUUUUUUGCACUGUGAUUUUGCUUUAUGUGUAAAUGUCAUCGACGAUGAUAUUAUUUAUGAAGAACUUACAUUAAUAUACAAAAGAUUACAUGUAGUUCUAUAGACGGUUGAGGCAUAUAACCGUGAGGGGUGAUGUAGUCCUCCGAACUAAAUUUGAAAUUAUUGCAGCAAAAAGGAAACGAACAGCUUCCAUGUUCAUGUCUGAAGCAUUUCAGUGGACUGGGCUAAUCUAUGAUUUUAUUCAAUGUGUCAAUCAAAAAUGACUGUUCACUCCCCCAUGUUCCAGACUCAGCCUCAUUGGAUGAAUUGUCGCCAUAGUGACCUUCGGAAUUCCUCCUGCCAGUUCCUUCGCACUUGGCAUAAUUGGCCUUUUUCUUUUAAGCACACUUAAUGACUUUGCCCUAUAGACUGGACUGCUGAAACCUUAGAACUCAUGUUUUCAUUAGAUUUAUAUUGCGUUUGUGUGCUCUCAGUCAUCUGAAUAUUUGCAUUUUUACAGCUGUCUGGCUGUUCAGUGAUCAUUAUAUUUGUGGUCAUGUGAUGUCUUUCAUCUGAGCUUAGAGUUGUGAUUUCUGUCACCGUAGUUUCCUCCUCGAUAUUGUACUAAGAACAUAAUUAGUUAAUAUUGCGAUCGUAAACACUGAAUUCCACAUUUUAGUCACUUCUGUCUCUCUCGACAUAUUCACCCCCCAGCAUUCUCAUUUCUCAGGGUUACCCAGCGUUUCCCAAUCCUGCACCUGGAGACCCACAGCUCUGCUCACACACACCUGAUUCAGCCCAUCUAGGGUUCUACAAACAGCCAGUGAGAUGUACCGGGUGUAUUGGAGCUGAAGUGUGCAGAGAUGUGGGUCUCCAGAACCAGGGUUGGAAAACACUGAAUGACCAAAUAUAUGAUUAAUGAAGUGGUUUUUUUUUGUUUGUUUGUUUUUUGUUUUUGUUUUUGUUUUUUUAGAUGUUCUGGUUUGGUUAACCAGCUAUGUUAUUUGUACACCAUUUUGUUAAUUUCUUAAAGAAAUCUGGUUUUGUGUUGUAACUUUUAAUCUGACAAUUUGAAACAAAGUGGGAUCCAGCUGAGAAGAUUUGUCAUUUGUUUUGUUAUAUUUUGUAAUUAAACAGUAACAAAAAGCUUUCCCUCCUAAAAACAACCCCCUUACUGAUUUUGUAGAGAGACUCUUUUGUAGUAGAAGUUCUUUGUCCAAGAAGUGAUACUAUGUCCUUUUCAUCUAUUACAAUGAAUAUGCAAGAGUUUUAAUCUUUAUAUGCAAGAGUUAGGAUCUUUUAACAUUUGCUCUAAUUAAAUCAUUUAUUGAUGCAUUGGCCCAGAAUCUUUUAUAGAAGGCCUUCUGGUGGGUCUAGUCAGUUAUAUGGAAACAAUUAGUUUAGUGUUUGGCUACUUCUUAUGAAAAAUACACUGAGAUGUGCAGUUGCUGGAGGUGAAACUCAUUUGGACUAAAUAUUAUUGUAAUGCAAUUUGACUUUCUGGAGAAACUGAAAGAUAUUCACGAAUCUGUUUGAUUUUUUUCAACUAAACAUCAUUAGUAAUGUGAGUAGUCAGUACAUUCUGUGGAUCUUCAUGCCCGCUGGAAGAGAACUGACCAUAAAAAUGUGUUUAUUCAAAACAGUUCGCCUUUGAAGAAAUGUUUUUUUUGUUUGUUUGUUUGUUUUUGUUCUUUGUCUCCAGAAUGUGCACAAAGAAAUGAACACAUUUUUUUGUAUAAUAUUGCAACAUGGAUGUAAUAAAACACUGGACAGAGACAGUAAAUGUA
Molecule: messenger RNA, 4657 nt
Organism: Chanos chanos (milkfish)
Lineage: Eukaryota; Metazoa; Chordata; Actinopteri; Gonorynchiformes; Chanidae
Gene: atf6
Product: activating transcription factor 6
Exons: 16
Coding region: 90-2042 (650 amino acids)
Biological process (GO): endoplasmic reticulum unfolded protein response; regulation of transcription by RNA polymerase II
Cellular component (GO): nucleus
Molecular function (GO): RNA polymerase II cis-regulatory region sequence-specific DNA binding; DNA-binding transcription factor activity, RNA polymerase II-specific
Source: RefSeq, a predicted model, not a curated record